Cajanus cajan (pigeon pea) is the source of this 1167-nucleotide messenger RNA. Lineage: Eukaryota; Viridiplantae; Streptophyta; Magnoliopsida; Fabales; Fabaceae. The record is from RefSeq and is a predicted model, not a curated record.
UCAACGAAAGAAAAUGCUGAGAAAUCUGCGAUCCCGGCGACGCCCCCGUUACGGCGUAUUCGUGUGCGUCGUCGUUUCGUGUGUCGUUCUUCUGCUGUGGCUGUCCCUCCUCCACCGCCGCGGCGCCUCCGCCCACUCCUCCUCCCCCGUCAACUACGACUCCCUCGUCUCGGAUUCCGGCACCGACGACUUCUUCGCCGGCGAGGACACGGUGGACACGAUCGACGCGCUGGACGUGGUGGAGGACCAGCCGCAGGACUUGGUGGACGGCGACGACGAGGAGGAUUCGCUGGACCAGGACGCGGCGUCGUCGGGGUACUUCUUCCACCACGCGGAGGGCGUGAUCCGGAGGGCUUUCAGCAAGAGCUCCAUCGACGACGAGGAGAGGCCGUUCGUGGUGUUCGGCGCGGCGGAGGAUCGGAGCAGGACGGCGUUUGGGUCGGACGACGUGGCGGGGGAGGGGAAGGUGCGGUCGAAGGCGAUCGAGGUGAAGGGCGUGGAGGACGCUCUUCUGCUUAAGACGGUGAUGGGUCGGAGGGUUUCUCCCUUGAGGGAAGGUUGGGGCGAUUGGUUCGAUAAAAAAGCUGACUUUUUGAGGAAGGAUAAGAUGCUGAGGUCCAAUUUGGAGGGUUUGAAUCCUCUUCAUAACCCCAUUCUUCAAGACCCUGAUGCUGUUGGUCUCACUGGCUUCACCAAAGCUGAUAAAAUUCUCCGGACUUCCCUCUUGCAUGACCUCAGGAGGCUUCCCUUUCCCUCUCGGAAGAUCACUCAACAUCAUUCUUUAUAACCCUAUCUUUCCAAAUCCCUUUCAAACCUUGUAAAAACUACAGUCUACAGGAUUCAACUUUUACAUAUACAUCAUACUACCAUUAGUAUAGGUUGCUGUUUUAGGUGCAACUCUCAUCAAUUUUGCAUCACCUUUAGCUGGAAUUAAUUGUGUAUGUUACCUAGCAAUGAUGAUUGAAACUUUUAUUAAUUGUAUGUACUGGAGUAAUGCUCAUUUGAGCUUUUUCAUUUUUUCUGAGACUAGUUUGAAACCAGGUUUAUGUACCAUGCAAUGUGGAUGGAGUUUUGGAGUGUUACCCUUGCAUGUUUGAAAGCAUUAACGUGUCAGAUUCCAGUUAUGAUUCAUAGCUUCAUGUUGUAUGUAAAAUGUAAACAUUAUCA